Molecule: messenger RNA, 234 nt
Organism: Miscanthus lutarioriparius
Lineage: Eukaryota; Viridiplantae; Streptophyta; Magnoliopsida; Poales; Poaceae
Source: the annotation of a GenBank genome assembly
AUGGCAAAAGAGAUCAUGGCUGGUGGCGACCAUGGCGAAGGAGACGAGGUGGUGCUUGUGGGAGACGAGGAGGAGGAGGAAGACAUGCUUCCCGGGUUCCGGUUCCACCCCACUGACGAGGAGCUGGUCACCUUCUACCUCCGGCGGAAGGUGGCCGGGAAGCGCCUUAGCAUCGAGAUCAUCAAGGAUUUCGACAUCUACAAGCACGACCCAUGGGACCUUCCAAGUAAGUAG